GCUGGGCCGGCAGAGCUGGGGCUGGGGCCCGGGUCGGCAGCCGCUGCCUCCUCUCCCGGCCCAUCUAUUUUUAAUGAGCUCCCCGGGCUUCUGCAGCGGGCAGGACGCAGAAAGGCAGGCCCUGGCGGUGGAGGCCCGGGGCCCCAGCCCAGCCCCGAGCCCUGGCCCCCGCACCCUUCUGGGCAUGAGAGGGCGGCCCUGGGGCCGCACAGCCCCCCGGCCGGGCAGGGCUCUCCAUGCAGCUGGUGCUGAAGAUGGAUUCAAGCCCAGACAAUGACAGCUGGUUGGAGGACCAGUGGGAGCGCUGGCUUACCCAUGACAUCAGCCUGGAGGAGUUUGAGGAUGAGGACCUCUCGGAGAUCACCGAUGAGUGUGGCAUCAGCCUGCAGUGCAAGGACACCCUGUCGUUACGGCCCCCACGCGCCGGGCUGCUGUCUGGGGGCGGCGUCGGCGCGGGCAGCCGGCUGCAGGCCGAGAUGCUGCAGAUGGACCUGAUCGACGCGGCGGGCGACACUCCCGGCGCCGAGGACGACGAGGAGGAGGACGAGGAGGAGCGCGCGGCGCGGCGGCCGGGAGCGGGGCCGCCCGAGGCCGAGCCCUGCCAGGAGCCCGCGCCCCGCGGCCCGGGCCAAGGCCAGGGCCCGGGGGGCGGGGACACGUACCGGCCAAAGCGGCCCACCACGCUCAACCUCUUCCCGCAGGUGCCGCGGUCUCAGGACACACUGAAUAAUAAUUCUCUGGGCAAGAAGCACAGUUGGCAGGACCGGGUGUCUCGGUCAUCCUCACCGCUGAAAACAGGGGAGCAGACACCGCCACAUGAACACAUCUGCCUGAGCGAUGAGCUGCCACCCCAGGGCAGCCCCGCCCCCACCAAGGAUCGCGGCACCUCCACCGACAGCCCGUGUCGCCGCAGCGCUGCCACCCAGAUGGCGCCUCCCAGUGGGCCCCCUGCUGCCCCCUCUGGGGGCCGGGGCCACUCACAUCGAGACCGCAUCCACUACCAGGCGGAUGUGCGGCUAGAGGCCACCGAGGAGAUCUACCUGACACCAGUGCAGCGGCCCUCAGACCCCGCAGAGCCCACCUCCGCCUUCUUGCCGCCGGCCGAGAGCCGGAUGUCAGUCAGCUCUGAUCCAGACCCUGCCGCCUACCCCUCUGCUGCGGGGCGGCCGCACCCCUCCAUCAGCGAGGAGGACGAGGGCUUCGACUGCUUGUCGUCCCCGGAGCGGGCCGAGCCGCCAGGCAGCGGGUGGCGGGGGAGCCUGGGGGAGCCGCCGCCACCUCCCCGGGCCUCGCUGAGCUCGGACACCAGCGCCCUGUCCUACGACUCGGUCAAGUACACGCUGGUGGUGGAUGAGCAUGCGCAGCUGGAGCUGGUGAGCCUGCGGCCGUGCUUUGGAGACUACAGCGACGAGAGUGACUCGGCCACUGUCUAUGACAACUGUGCCUCGGCCUCCUCGCCCUAUGAGUCGGCCAUUGGGGAGGAAUACGAGGAGGCCCCCCGGCCGCGGCCCCCCGCCUGCCUCUCGGAGGACUCCACGCCCGACGAACCCGACGUCCACUUCUCUAAGAAGUUCCUGAACGUCUUCAUGAGCGGCCGCUCUCGCUCCUCCAGUGCCGAGUCCUUCGGGCUCUUCUCCUGUGUCAUCAACGGGGAGGAGCAGGAGCAGACCCACCGGGCCAUAUUCAGGUUUGUGCCUCGACAUGAAGACGAACUUGAGCUGGAAGUGGAUGACCCUUUGCUGGUGGAGCUGCAGGCCGAGGACUACUGGUACGACGCCUACAACAUGCGCACAGGCGCCCGGGGCAUCUUCCCUGCCUACUACGCCAUCGAGGUCGCCAAGGAGCCUGAACAUAUGGCAGCCCUGACCAAAAACAGCGACUGGGUGGACCAGUUCCGGGCCAAGUUCCUGGGCUCAGUCCAGGUUCCCUACCACAAGGGCAAUGACGUCCUCUGUGCCGCUAUGCAAAAGAUUGCCACCACCCGCCGGCUCACCGUGCACUUUAACCCGCCCUCCAGCUGCGUCCUAGAGAUCAGCGUGCGGGGUGUGAAGAUAGGCGUCAAGGCUGAUGACGCCCAGGAGGCCAAGGGGAAUAAAUGUAGCCACUUUUUCCAGUUAAAAAACAUCUCUUUCUGCGGAUACCAUCCAAAGAACAACAAGUACUUUGGGUUCAUCACCAAACACCCGGCUGACCACCGGUUUGCCUGUCACGUCUUUGUGUCUGAAGAAUCCACUAAAGCCCUGGCAGAAUCCGUGGGGAGGGCGUUUCAGCAGUUCUAUAAGCAGUUCGUGGAGUACACCUGCCCCACGGAAGACAUCUACCUGGAGUAGCUGCACUGCCCCGCCCCCGACACCCCCGAGCCCUCAGGCUGGUGCCAAGACAGCUGGCUGCAGACAGGAUGUGGCGCUGCUGGAGGAGGGGCACUGCCACCACCAGAGGAUGGGGAAGUGGAGGCUGGUGGCUGAGGGUGGGGAGGGCGGGGGUCAUGGGGAGAGGCAAAUGCGGUUUAUUGUAACAUAUGGGAUUAGAUUCGUCUAUGGAGGACAGAGCGGGCUGCCCCGGGAUUGGGAGGGGUGGGCUGGGGGUAUCAGGCCUCUGGGGUACCAGGAAGGGUACCCAUCUUAGGAGCAGAGGGUUCUGCCCCAUCCGGGGCCUCACUUCCAGGCCCGGGGCCUCACUUCCAGGCCCAGGGCCUCUGGCUCUCUGGCUGUUGGCUCCUGCCUUGACAGUGCCCAUGCCACCUGCAAAUGCCCCCCCGCCCAACUCCCAACCCCCACCGGAGGCCCUGCACUCAGAAUGAGCCCAGCCACCUCCCCAGGACUUUGCAGUAAGGAAACGGCAGCAGGGGGACGGGCAGUCCCUGUCCCCAGCUCUGUCACCUGUGUGGCCUCUGGAUGGCUCCCACCAACCUCACUGGCAUGCCUGCCCCUGGGCAGCGGUGGGGCCUCACUGGGGGAGGAGAGAGCUGCAGCAAGGCCCUGCCCGGCAGGAAAGGGAACCUUCUGGACUAGCCCGGGCCAGCCGGGACCUCUUGGCUGCUUCGGCUGUAGCCCUGUCUUGGUCCUGUCACGCUGGCCACAACUAUUAAAGUGCCAUUUCCUGUCUGGACCGCAG
Messenger RNA from Equus quagga, 3114 nucleotides. It is a transcript of the gene MAPK8IP1, whose product is annotated as mitogen-activated protein kinase 8 interacting protein 1. The transcript is spliced from 12 exons. Gene Ontology annotation, biological process: regulation of JNK cascade. The record is from RefSeq and is a predicted model, not a curated record. Gene Ontology annotation, molecular function: protein binding. Bases 237 to 2330 code for a protein of 697 amino acids. Lineage: Eukaryota; Metazoa; Chordata; Mammalia; Perissodactyla; Equidae. Gene Ontology annotation, cellular component: cytoplasm.